AGGAACCUCCAGCGAUUACGCACACACUCAGACACACACCCCAAAAAUAAAGAAGUAACAAACAGAAACUGUGUCCCUUUUCUACGGCCACUGCCAGGGUGGGUUGCCCUCUGCAGUGUAUCUCUGCUUGACUUCUUUUUUGGGCCUUUGGAUACCUUAGAGGCCCCCUGCGUGAUAAGGUGCGUGAGUUAGAUCAUUGGUUUCAUUUGGUAAGAGGAAAUUUAGAGUUGAGCAAUGGUACGGGGACAGUUUUGAAAGCCCUUGAGAAAGCAUCAGAGCUGCAGAUCAAGUGUCAGGCGGCGAGGAACCCAUGCUGCAUCCGUACAGAAUGGAGGGGUACAUCAUCCCAACCAAAGAAGAGAGUAGAGAGAGAGUAACCUGGACUGGCUGGAUGUCACAGACACCAUCUGUACAAAAAGAUUACUGGGCAGUUUUAACCAAAGAUCAGCAAACAGAGGAAAUGUUUGAGUCAGAGAUGUAUCGGCCACCAAUGGAGUAUCAGUAUAUCAUUGACGAGAGUCAGAAUGAUCACACCUGGGAUUAUAAUAGCCAUCAUGUCCAUCCAGUGGAUUUCGAGAACCUGCCAGAGAGCCACUUCACAGAGCUACAGAGCGUACAGCCACUACAUGCAUCAAAUGUGCAUCGCUUCCCAGACGUUGAGUCGGGCCAUUUUAUCGACCCAGGCCUGACCGGGCAUCACCUCACUCUGCCCCCUCCACAGAUGGCAUAUUUGCCACGGCCAUCUGUGUGUUACCCUCACAGUGUACAGCCGUCUCCUCUCCAGCGCAGCUCGGAUGACGAUGACCCCAGCAGUCGCAGUCCUCCGUUAGAGGUGUCCGAUGAGGAGUGUAUGAGGGACCAUAUUACAUCAACAACAGGAGGCGAGCAUGGUAACAAGAAGAAAAUUCGCUUGUAUCAGUUCCUGCUGGACCUUCUCCGAAAUGGUGACAUGAAGGACAGCAUCUGGUGGGUUGACCGAGAAAAAGGAAUAUUCCAGUUCUCUUCAAAGCACAAAGAAGCUUUAGCACACCGCUGGGGCGUACAGAAGGGAAACCGCAAGAAGAUGACCUACCAGAAGAUGGCAAGGGCACUGAGAAACUAUGGCAAGACGGGAGAAGUCAGGAAGAUCAAGAAGAAACUCACCUACCAGUUUAGUGGAGAGGUACUUGGCAAAAGCCACACCGAAAGGAAGCUUUACAUGUAAACAUAUGCAUAAAAAGAGAGAACAAGACUUGGAGAAAACAAGAGAGAAUUUAUUUUUCUCUUUGAAAACAAGUAAAUGGCAAAAUGGACCAGAACUCUUACCAUGAGCUUAUGGUUUAAAACUAUUUUAUUUUCCAGUCCUUUUGUAUUAUUCACCUUUGCAUUAAUGAAGUAAACUUUACGUCCUUUACAUUUCAGUAGCUUUUGUGAUGUAAGACCAACAUUUACAACAUUUAAACAUUUAAAGAGCAGAAACAUGACCAAAGUGGGUAGAUAUAUAAAAAAAAAAUUACAAAAAGCUAUUCUCGAGUUUAAGACAGUUUAAGACACCACCACGCAUGAUGGAAAAAAAAAAACACAAAAAAACACAAAAAUACAAAAAGCAGAAGUGAAAACCAAUGACACAGGCUCACACAGCACGGAAAACUCUGUCACGUCUGUGUAACGCACACACACACAGAGAGAGAGAGAGAGAGAAAUAUUAUAUGCUCGUGUUUGUACUGUCUUUCUCUCUACAUUACAUUCCAUCUGAAGAAAAAUAAAAAUCUUUAUAAAAACCAAGAUGAAUAAACAUUCAUUUUCAAUAGAAAGA
This is a messenger RNA of Carassius auratus (goldfish), 1795 nucleotides long. RefSeq names its product transcription factor PU.1-like. The coding region runs from base 311 to 1204 and encodes 297 amino acids. Gene Ontology annotation, biological process: cell differentiation; regulation of transcription by RNA polymerase II. The transcript is spliced from 6 exons. The record is from RefSeq and is a predicted model, not a curated record. Lineage: Eukaryota; Metazoa; Chordata; Actinopteri; Cypriniformes; Cyprinidae. Gene Ontology annotation, cellular component: nucleus. Gene Ontology annotation, molecular function: DNA-binding transcription factor activity, RNA polymerase II-specific; sequence-specific DNA binding.